CUUGCCUGCUGCUUCCCAUUUGGGAUCUGAUUCAUCUCCCUCUCUCUCUGUCUCUCUCUUUCUCUCUCUCUGUGGUUGAUGUAUCGAUGUGCCUCUUCUCUCUCGCUUGUCUCCGGCGGAGGUGACGUGUAAGUGGAUGUUGGAAAUUGGGUAUUGAUGUUGAUCUCGUAGAGGUUCUAGAACAUAACUUUUCCAAUUUGAAGGAGUUUAACCAGAUAUGCCGAUAAAAGCUGUUCAAUCUUCUUAUAGAGAUCGAACAAAUGAAUUUUUGACGGUAGCAGAGAAACUUAAGAAGUCUAUUUCAUCCACGGCUAAUGGUCCCAGCACUGCAAGUUCGAAACCUGAAGGGCCAGAAUCUGCUAUUUCUAUUCAAAAGGAAUUUAACAAAAGGGCCUCCAAAAUUGGAUUUGGGAUUCAUCAGACAUCACAGAAACUUUCAAAGCUUGCUCAAUUGGCUAAGAGGACAUCUUACUAUGAUGACCCAACUGUGGAGAUCCAAGAGCUAACUGCCGUAAUUAAGCAAGAUAUAAAUGCCUUAAACAAUGCUGUUGGGGACCUUCAGGUCUUAUGUAAUUCACAAAAUGGAAGUGGGAGCAUCUCAAAGGACACCACCAACCAUGCAACAACAGUAGUGGAUAAUCUGAAAAAUCGCUUGAUGAGCACAACAAAAGAGUUCAAGGAUGUUCUUACAAUGCGUACAGAGAACCUGAAAGUUCAUGAGAACAGGCGGCAGCUGUAUACUUCUGGUCCUUCAAAAGACAAAAGUAAUCCUUUUGUUCGUCAGCGUCCUCUUGCUGCCAAGGCAGCCAAUGCAUCAACUGCACCACCUCUUCCAUGGGAAAGUAGUACAUCAUCCUCAUCUCAAUUAUUCUCAAGGAGGCAGAUGAAUGGAGAGCCAUCAACACCUACUGGUUCAUCUUCUCAACAGCAGCAGCAGAUGGUUGCAAUGCAAGAUACUUACAUGCAGAGUAGGGCAGACGCUCUGCAGAACGUUGAAUCAACUAUUCAUGAGCUCAGUAGCAUCUUCACUCAACUAGCUACCAUGGUGUCACAACAAGGGGAGCUUGCUAUCAGGAUUGACGAGAACAUGGACGACACACUGGCAAAUGUGGAGGGUGCACAAGGAGCCUUGCUCAAAUACCUCAAUAGCAUAUCUUCCAACCGUUGGUUGAUGAUCAAGAUAUUCUUUGUACUGAUUGUAUUUUUGAUGAUUUUCCUAUUUUUUGUCGCUUGAGAAAAUGAAUAACAUGAUUCAACCAACUGUGCCUCCACGUUUUGUAGCUUAUUAUUCCUUUGAUCAAAGGGAUGGGGUUCACUUUUCUGCGUUCCAUGUUUAACUUAGUUGAGAAGAACUUCCCUUUUGUAUGUUGGAUCCGUGAUGUAUAAACAGAUUCCGAGAAAGUUAAUCUUAUACUAGUAUAUAUUUUGUUCA
Messenger RNA from Nymphaea colorata (pocket water lily), 1432 nucleotides. RefSeq names its product syntaxin-32. Bases 218 to 1234 code for a protein of 338 amino acids. NCBI's taxonomy places the organism in Eukaryota, Viridiplantae, Streptophyta, Magnoliopsida, Nymphaeales, Nymphaeaceae. Gene Ontology annotation, cellular component: SNARE complex; endomembrane system; Golgi membrane. Gene Ontology annotation, biological process: endoplasmic reticulum to Golgi vesicle-mediated transport; vesicle fusion; intracellular protein transport. The record is from RefSeq and is a predicted model, not a curated record. Gene Ontology annotation, molecular function: SNARE binding; SNAP receptor activity. The transcript is spliced from 6 exons.